Molecule: messenger RNA, 989 nt
Organism: Marasmius oreades (fairy-ring Marasmius)
Lineage: Eukaryota; Fungi; Basidiomycota; Agaricomycetes; Agaricales; Marasmiaceae
Exons: 8
Coding region: 321-983 (220 amino acids)
Source: RefSeq, a predicted model, not a curated record
CCUCUUGUCUCGUCCCAUGAAAUGCCAAAACUCGAUAAGCCCCUGAAAGCUCAGUGAACAGAAAAUCUCCCGCUGCUGGCACGGAACCGUGACUUUGACCGUAUCCCCAUUCCCUUCAGCAUUGUUGGGCCAGAAGGCUAUUGUUGGCGGUUCGAGUAUUGAGACCAGUACGAGUGGUGGGAAGCAUCUUAGGCUCGGGAUUCGAUUAUAAGUAAAAUCCGCUCUUUCCCUUUGCCCGCGUCCUCAGUCGAUCCCCUUUUCAUUUAUUCUUACUCACCUGAAAAAUUGAUAUUGAAGGAGCUAAAUCAUAUUCCAGUUCAAUGCCAGCCGCAAUUUUCGUCAUCGGUGCUGGUCCUCAAAUUGCGAACGCAGUCGCUACUUUAUUCGUCAAACAAGCCGGGUUCUCCGUCGGUCUAUCCUCCCGCUCAGCCACAAACCUAGAGAGAUACAAAUCUCUCCUCCCAGAAGGAACAAAAGUCGCAACAGCCGUAGCAGACGCGAAUGAUCCUGCUUCGUGUGUUCGUGCCCUCGAACACCUCAAAUCUACCCUCGGCCCACCCUCCGCAAUCCUCUACAACGCCAGUUCUCUUUCCCUCGGUAAAAAGCCGAUUUUAGAAUAUAAACCCGAGGAUAUGGAAAAGCAUCUUCGGACAAGCGCAGUUUCAGGGUUUACAGUACUCCAAUGGGGAGUAAACAACGUUGUAAAGGACGAAGAAGGACGGUCGGCGCUUCUCGUCACUGGAGGUGGCCUUUCGUUUCAGCCACGAGAUGGAUUGUCGGGUUUAGCCGCAGGGAAAGCAAGCUUGUUGAACAUCUGUAAAGCCUUCCGAGUCGAAUGUCCUCAAAUCCACGUAGCAACAGUCAUCGUAAAGGGAUUCGUUGAUAAAGGCGACCCAUAUUAUGCUUCUUCAGUCAUUGCGGAAGAGUAUUGGAAGCUCUACGCUCAGAAGGAGGAUGAAUGGGUAUUUGAAGUCGUGCACUAACUUAAC